Molecule: messenger RNA, 710 nt
Organism: Vicia villosa (hairy vetch)
Lineage: Eukaryota; Viridiplantae; Streptophyta; Magnoliopsida; Fabales; Fabaceae
Product: probable histone H2B.1
Exons: 1
Coding region: 62-508 (148 amino acids)
Biological process (GO): nucleosome assembly
Cellular component (GO): nucleosome
Molecular function (GO): protein heterodimerization activity; DNA binding; structural constituent of chromatin
Source: RefSeq, a predicted model, not a curated record
UUCCUCAUUUCAAAUUCAAAACCCUAAAUUUUCUCGAAAGUUUCAAAUUCUUAAUUCUCUAAUGGCGCCAAAGGGAGAGAAGAAACCUGCUGAGAAGAAACCUGUAGAAGAGAAGAAGUCUACGGUGGCCGAGAAGGCUCCCGCCGAGAAGAAACCCAAGGCCGGAAAGAAACUACCCAAAGAAGCUGGUGCCGCCUCCGGAGACAAGAAGAAGAAGAGAAACAAGAAGAGCGUGGAGACAUACAAGAUCUACAUCUUUAAAGUUCUGAAGCAAGUUCACCCAGACAUUGGUAUCUCAAGCAAGGCCAUGGGAAUCAUGAACAGCUUCAUCAACGACAUCUUCGAGAAGCUUGCCGCUGAAUCUUCCAGACUCGCAAGGUACAACAAGAAACCAACAAUCACAUCAAGGGAAAUUCAGACGGCUGUUAGGCUUGUUCUUCCUGGUGAGUUGGCGAAGCAUGCUGUCUCAGAGGGAACCAAAGCUGUGACCAAGUUUACAAGUGCUUGAAAUUUCUAAAGGUUAUUAUAGAGUUGUUUCUGAUAGAAUUAGGACUGAAUUAGUGUGUAACUCUCUUUUUAAUCAAAUGAAAAUUUUUACGAAUUAAUGAACCUCUGUUAUUGGUUAUAGAAGAACUUGAAGUAUUAAAAUUCUAUUACGGGACAUGUAUUUGUCUUUCUUGUGAAAUUGCUUCACUCUACUUUGGUUUUUU